Molecule: messenger RNA, 4048 nt
Organism: Durio zibethinus
Lineage: Eukaryota; Viridiplantae; Streptophyta; Magnoliopsida; Malvales; Malvaceae
Source: RefSeq, a predicted model, not a curated record
GCUCCUCUGCUUCACCCUGCCAAACUUAGUUUGGUAUGAAAUUCUGUAUCAAUUUCUUUUCUUUGCCUUCAUAGGUAAAAUAUUCAAGAUUGUUUUUGCUUUCUAUUAACAAUAUUGCCUUCCUUUUCACCACAAAAUUGCAUUGCCUUGUCAUUGGAAAAUUUUUUUGUAAGAUUUUAUGUUGGUCAGAAUCUGUAUCUAAUCUUAUAUGCUGUUUGUGAAAUUUUGUAAUCUUGGACAACUAGUUUCUCAUUUAGGGGUUUUAUUUAUCAUUCGUUUUCUAUUUUUUUAUACAGUUUCUUCUCUUUAUUUUUCCUAUCCACUUUUCAUUCGGAGGAUGAAUUUUAUUCUGUGGAUUUCUUACUUGAGUAUGUAUGGCUUUAAUAUUAAAUACUGUAAGAAAGCACAAGUUCCUAUUAUCUGUUCGAAGCCAUUCAACAAAUCAAAGCAAUGUUUAUUUUAUAACAUUGUGUUCUUGUGAAUUUUCUGACAUUUCACCAUACCAUAAGAUUUGUGUAGUCUAAUAUAUUUGUUGUUUGCAUGUUUGCUAUAUUUGCUAAUUAGUGGUCUUACAUAACUAUUAAUGUAGUACUAAUGUUCUUAUUGGUUGAUUACAAGAUGGAGAAAGCAGGAGAUGCUGAAGAAGCAGGUAAAUCCCCAUUUCUGCCCCACCCACCUCCAACAAUACCAUCCAAUGUGAAUCCAGAUGGAAUGAAGCCUCACAAGUAUUCUAUUGCUAGUAGGCGUGGGGUUGGGAUGAGUGGACAACAAAUAUCCCUGCUCGCCAAUCACUUCAAAGUUUCUGUCAAUGCCACAGAUGCAGUAUUUUACCAGUAUACUGUUACAAUUUCUUCAGAAGAUAAAGUAGUUGAAAGCAAGGGGAUUGGGAGAAAACUCGUUGAUAAGCUUUACCAAACAUACUCCUCCGAACUUGCUGGGAAAAGGUUUGCAUAUGAUGGUGAGAAGAGUUUGUAUACAGUGGGUCCUUUGCCACAGAACAAAUUUGAAUUUACAAUAGUGCUAGAGGAGUCAUUCGCAAAACGUGAAAGCAGGAAUCCUGAUGGUGAUGGGAGCCCUGUUGGGACUGGUAAGCGGAUAAAACAUUCUUUCCAGUCAAAGACUUACAAAAUGGAACUAAGCUAUUCUGCUAAAAUACCUUUGAAGUCGAUAUCUCUUGCCCUCAAAGGAGUUGAGUCAGAUAAUAGCUCUCAAGAUGCAUUGAGAGUGCUUGACAUCAUUCUGAGGCAACAAGCCGCUAACCGGGGGUGCCUUUUGGUGAGGCAGUCCUUCUUUCGAGAUGAUUCAAAGAAUUAUGUUGAUGUGGGAGGAGGGGUAUUGGGUCUGCGGGGUUUCCAUUCCAGUUUUCGUCCCACUCAAGGGGGCUUGUCUCUAAAUAUGGAUGUAUCUACAACAAUGAUUCUAAAGCCUGGACCGGUGAUGGAUUUUCUAAAACUGAACCUGAAUGUAAAUAAUAUUCGUUUUGAGAAUGAUGCUCAUUUCUGGCUGAAGGCCAAACGAAUGUUAAAGAAUAUGAGGAUUAAAACAACACACCGUAAUAUGGAAUUUAAAAUAAUUGGUUUGAGUGAGAAGCCAUGUUCUGAGCAAUACUUCCCAAUGAAAGUGAAAAAUGGUGACUGUUGUGAGGGGCAGACUGUUGAGAUCACAGUGUACGAGUAUUUCACUAAACACCUUGGCAUAGAACUUACAUAUUCUGCAAACAUGCCAUGCCUUGAUGUUGGCAAACCAAAACGGCCUAACUAUUUACCACUAGAGCUCUGUUCACUUGUUUCACUUCAGCGGUAUACAAAAGCAUUGUCUUCAAAUCAAAGAGCAACCCUGGUCGAAAGAUCCAGGCAAAAGCCUCGGGAUAGAAUACAAACUCUGACUCAUGCUUUGAGAAGCAACCAAUUCAAUGAGGACCCUGUGUUUUCUGCAUGUGGAAUUUCCAUUGGAAAGGAAUUGACAGAAGUUAAGGGUCGUGUCCUUGAGACUCCACGGUUGAAGGUUGGUAAUCGUGAGGAUUGCAUCCCACGAAAUGGACGGUGGAACUUUAACAACAAGAGACUUCUGGAUCCAAAAAAUAUUGAACGAUGGAUUGUUGUCAACUUCUCUGCCCGCUGUGACAUCAGUCGAAUUUCAAGGGAUCUUAUCAGUUCUGCAAGAAACAAGGGCAUUGAAAUGGAACGCCCACACACAUUGAUUGAGGAGGAUAGACAAGCUGCUCAAGCCAGCCCUGCUGCUAGAGUGGAAGCAAUGUUUGAGCAGAUUAUAGCAAAGCUUCCUGGCCCUCCUGACUUCAUUCUAUGUGUGUUGCCAGUGAGGAAGAACUCUGAUAUUUAUGGACCUUGGAAGAAAAAAUGUCUUUGUGAUAUUGGAAUUGUCACACAAUGCAUUUGCCCUGUAAAAGUUAAUGACCAGUACCUCACAAAUGUACUCCUUAAAAUCAAUUCAAAGCUUGGAGGCAUCAAUUCUUUGUUGGAAAUAGAGCAACCCUCAAAUCUCCCAUUGAUUAAAGAUACUCCUACAAUGAUUUUGGGAAUGGAUGUUUCUCAUGGCUCCCCUGGUCGAUCAGAUAUCCCAUCAAUUGCUGCGGUUGUUGGUUCGCGUUGUUGGCCUCUGAUUUCAAGGUACAGAGCAUCUGUGAGAACACAAUCACCAAAGGUGGAGAUGAUUGAAGCUUUAUAUAAGCCAUUACCAAAUGGAAAUAAUGAUGAUGGUAUUAUCAGGGAAUUGCUUGUAGAUUUCUAUAAGACGAGUAACGGUCACAAACCAAAACAGAUUAUUGUCUUCAGGGAUGGAGUAAGUGAGUCUCAAUUUAACCAAGUUUUAAACAUUGAGCUGGAGCAAAUCAUUAAGGCUUAUCAGCAUCUGGGGGAGACUGAUGUUCCCAAGUUCACAGUAAUUGUUGGUCAAAAGAAUCAUUACACUAAAUUAUUCCAAGCUAAUUCCCCUGAAAAUGUUCCUCCAGGAACAGUUGUGGACACAAAAAUUGUGCAUCCAAGAAACUAUGAUUUCUACAUGUGUACUCAUGCUGGGAUGAUUGGAACAUCUAGGCCAGCUCAUUACCAUGUCUUGCUUGAUGAGAUAGGCUUCUCUCCUAAUGACUUACAGAAUCUUAUCCAGUCUUUGUCAUACGUAUACCAAAGGAGCACAACUGCUAUCUCAAUUGUGGCUCCUAUUUGCUAUGCCCACCUUGCUGCACAGCAGAUGGGACAGUUUUUGAAGUUUGAGGAUCUGUCAGAAACAUCUUCAGCACACACGACAUCUGGAGGAAGUAUCCCCAUUCAAGACCUUCCCAGGUUGAAUAAGAAAGUGGCAGGCUCAAUGUUCUUCUGUUGAGGAUCUGCUGCUACUGGUUACUAAUUUUGGUAAACAGCUGCUAACUGUAGAAUGUAGAUAGUUUGGGUGGCUAGGGUAUACAUACAUUAGGCGGCAGGCAACCCCGGGUUUUUGCUUCAGUGGGUUGGAGAUUAUAUAUAUAUAUAUAUAUAUAUGAGUUCUUUACAAAAACAAAUCAACAUUUUUGCAUUAACCAUUUGAAAAAUGCUUAGAGAUGUUAAGUGAGUUACAUUCUUUCUUUUUAAUUUUGUUUAGGAGUAUAAAACAUCAUAUAUUAUAUUUAAUCUCAGUUCGUUACUGCUUAUUGAUUGCAUAUUUUCUACUCUUUCUACUAAAAAUUUUCCAUGGCUUUUGCUCAUUUGUUUUUUCGACGUUGGCUUCUAACUGGCUAACUCUAAUGAUCCUGCCACCGGUUAGAAGUUUCAAUCUGAUAAUUAUACUCUGUGAAUAAGGCUUAUCAUUUGACAUUGAGCUUAGAAAGAGAUGGUGGUGUGACUUUUAGCCUGUUAUUGCUUUGCAUCUUUCAUAAUUAGGGAGCUGUUGAAAAGACGCACAUCUCAGGUAUUGAUUGUAAAAGUAAAAAGCAUAAAUGGAAUUUACUGUAUUUUUUUUAAUUGAUUAUAAAUUGCUUUUAUGGCUUUGCUUUUAACUUCCUUGACCAGUUUCCAACUCUCCUUUACUUUGAGUAGAAAGGGUGAUAAUUGCCUAC